Molecule: messenger RNA, 6665 nt
Organism: Linum trigynum
Lineage: Eukaryota; Viridiplantae; Streptophyta; Magnoliopsida; Malpighiales; Linaceae
Source: the annotation of a GenBank genome assembly
UUUACGGGUGUUGCGCCUUGAGUGGAAAGAGGGUUGGAAUUUAACAAAAUUCAUAACCAAUCCACUAAUUUCAAAAACGGUAAAACCAGCACCCGACCCAAAAUUCUUGAGUUUUCGCUUUGACAAUCGUGGACAAUAUUAAUAAAGUGUUGGGUUUGGACGGUUUGUAUGGGUGCCAGAUGCCAUCUUUGUGCCCUCACAUUGGGGGGACUAUAGAGCAUGCACACUAAUUCCAUCCGCAAUAUCACUAAAGAAGAGGAAGAAACAUCACAAUUCACAACAGCUGUUAAUGAGAACAACAUGCAGCAGCAAUUUUAUUUUGUGGAGAAGAUGUGCACAUGAUCCGUGAGACAUUAAUUAUUUGGGUCAUAAUCUUGAAGUCAUAUAAGUCAUAAUAAUAAUAAGUAAAGCAGCGAAAGCAACAUAUGCAUGCAAUGCAAGAUGGGGAAUACUCAAUAACCCACUGAAAGAUGCAAAACAUACAUAUGGAGAUUCAAUGAAGUUCCAUUUUUGUCACUGCGAGAACUAUCACUAGAGGUAAUUAGAAAUGCAUGGAUCAGUGAUUCACGAUUGAACAUCUCCCAACAAUUCGAGUUAUUGGGAUUAAUUGGUUAUUGACAUGGUAUCAGAGCCUUAUGUGACCGAGAGGUCUUGUGUUCAAAUCCUGGUAACCCACAUUUAUUAAUCACAUGGUAUGCGGACCUGUGCAAACUUCAAGCCCUUGUGAGUGGCUUUCGUUUGAGGGGGCGUGUUAGUGUGUGGUAUAUAUGAUCCACGAUUAAACCUCUCCCAACAACUCGAGUUAUUGGAAUCAAUUGGUUCUUGACAUUAGCUGCUUGAAAAUGUUGUGCAAUGUGAUCAAAGAGAUAAACUGAAUGAUUCAAAUAUUCGCAGGAAUAAUAAUUAAUGUGAAAUAUUUAUAACUUAAAUUUACAUGAUGUUUCGACUGAUAGAUGUGUUUGCCACGAAUCUCUUUACACUUUUCAUAUAACAUUUGCAUUUCAAAUUGGUCACUCCUAUAUACAUUAGGGGAAUUUUUUUUUUUUAUACUUUUGGCUCCAUCCAUAAUUUCUCUCGUGAGAUGGGAAGGUGAAGGGUGGAUGGGAAGGUGGUUGUUUUGCCUAUUUGAGUUGUAGAAAACUUGCAACUUAUUACAUAAAUAAAGGUGGCCGGCCAGAAAAAAGGUUGAAAAAAUAUCAAAUGUGAACUCCUCCCAUUCUCAUGAACAUCUAAUAUAUACAUGUCAAAGUGACGGUGCCCAUCCAUGAUAUUUUUCUCUACCCUUUGGUUGCCUACUUUCUAUCUCAUCGUAAUGUUAUUUUUCAUGAUUGUUUCUUUGUUAUAUGCUUUUUAGGUUGUUUAGUAUGUAUAACAUAUUUAUGCAAAUAUUGUCUGGUUUAUUGUAUCAAUAGGAAAGUAAUAUAUCGAAAAGUCAUAUGUGUUGAUUAUUCAUAGUCAGUUAAAAAUAAAAUUUUAGAUUAGAAAGUUUCAUGUUCCAAAAUCUUGAUAACUCGUAUUAUUGAAAGAGAUUCAAAUAUGGAUCUUAUAUCAACUCCUUUCAUACUUCUUUAAAAAAUGGGUGGUUUUAUUGUACCUUGGGUAAAAUCAAAGGUAUGACAUACCUUGAGUAAUAAAAUGAUAUCAAGAUCGUGAAUUGACCGGAGUUUGGCAUCUAGUACUCUUCCUAAACCUUUAAAGAUUAAAAUCUAGAUCUUAAUUCUAUAAAUCUCACACACUAAAAUCAAUUUAAUCAGAAACGAAAAUCAACGGUCAUGAUUCAUCAAAAUAUAUGCACCAAACUACAUGUAUAAUCUUAGGGGUUAGGCUCUAUGGUUUAAAUAACUAAGACCUACGGUUCACUCAUCAAGGGUUAGAGUAUAGUAUCAUGCCCAAAAAAUCGGUUAAUUCGAGGUCUAGAUAGCGUUUUCUAACUUAAAGUAUGUCGUACCCUAAAUUAUACUCGAGGUACGAUAGAAGCCACCUUAAAAAAUAAAGCUUAUUUGAUCGAGUACAAAGUUUAAAUAUAGUUUGUAUUAGUCUGCCACACAAUUUAUUCAAAUAUAUAUGAACGGUUGAUUCAACGCUCUAAUACUACAUAAAUUAACAACUUAUUCUAAUUUAUCGAGACACAUACUCCCAGACAUGCGCGCGAUAAAUGUUUAUAUCCACCAUGAACUCAUUGCUCCAUGAUUAACAUCCAGCUAGCUACAUAUAUAUACUUAAAACUAAAAUCCAUCUGUAAACCUAAUACUAUCAUACAUUUGAUCUUUCUCCAUUACAGUACGUUAGUCAAUCUUCCCCUCUCACUCUUCCUAAACUUGUAGCCGUCCAUUAUUUCCAAUAAGUUCCUAUAGUUUUUUACAAACUCGAUUGACCACACGGCUUUCCCUUUCAUGGUGAUUUCAUCCUUCUUGUUUGUUUUGUUAUCUCCUAAACAAAUGAAUGAAUGAGCUGAUCGAUCGCACUGUCCCUAAACUUGUAGGGAUCCUAUUGGGGUAGUCUAUUAAACAAACAUGGAUCUAUAGGGAUUGUUAUCAUAUGCUAAUUGUCUAUUCAUGCACUUGCCCUCCAUCAAUUAUACACCCUUCCAAAAUAGGCUCAAAACACUUUUAGUAUUAUUGAGUUCUACCAAGUUAUAAGCUCCAAAAUUUGGCCAUAUAGCUGGAGUAGAUUAUUGAACAUCCCAUUAUGGCAAUUAUGAAUCUAUGAUCAUACAUCCCAUUAUUAGUCAUUCUCAUAAACAACUAAUUCAAGAAUGUUUAGUGGUAACAAACAUUGACACAACCAACUCAUCAUGUGAUUUUUAACCCUUUGAGACCCACAUCACUAUCCUAAUCCCAUUGAUCCAAAUUCCAUUACUUCUAUACCAUACUAUUUGUUAGUGUAACCCAAGCCACGCCGCAUAUGACUUGAAUAAUCAUGUAAGAUUAUAGUUGGGUUGACGGUUAUUAUAACUAGAAAAACUUACGUCGGCGUCUCUCGUGAUGUUGGACAUGAUGCCUAUAUAUUUGUUUUAAGAAUCGGAUUGAAUCUUGAAUGGACCAGAAGCAAAUGUAAAGGGAAAAUGAUGAUCAAAAUUUUGGCAAAAACAAAUCUACCUAAUUUGAUUCGAAUGUAUAUCUUUUACUGUUUUUUAAUAGAAUUUAUGAAAUUACGAUUGAAUCGAAUGAUAUAUUAUUUGAAUCAGCGUGAUUCAUAUAUCACAUCUAUGUGUUUAUUCGAUUCGAUUUGGUUUGGAUCGAAGCCAAUCUAAAACACCUUAGGGUAUUGAUACGCGCAUAUAGAGUGGUGAUUAGCGAGAUGACAGAUCUAAGCCUCUGUACAGGAAUCAGCUGGCAACGGCAAACUGACAGACGCAAAACAGAGGCGACAGAAACUGAUCGGAAGCCUCCAAGCAACCCUCCGAUCGCCACAGCACAGACUCUGUCACCUACUUCUCCCAUUUUUUUCCCCGAUUCCCAUUUGACUUCUUUCAUGAUUACUCACUAACAAUCAAACAACUAAACAAACCCACCAACAAAAUGUAGCGAAAAAAAGCUUAAGAAAACUCACGUAUUAAAAAAAAAAAAAAUACAAUUUAAUAUUCAAACCUUUCAUUUUAAACAAUAUAAUAGCCAAACCUUUUCGAAAACAAUCUAAUAUCCAAAUCGUCAACUUUAUGUUCGUUUGACCGUUAGUUGACACUCCAAAAAAGCUUUGUUUAGGGGAAAUUGUCACAAUACAACUUUGUUUCUUGUUUUGGUAUUGCUAUUGACUGGAUAUUUAGAUAUUCUAUACCAUCAUGGUGGAGUCAUGGACUUCUCAGGUUUGGAACACCGAUAUAUUGGUGGUUUUUCAGAGAAGAUAUCGAUGGAUAUUGAUGAAGUUUCGUACUUCGAACUUUUUUGAACUGUCAACUAACGGUCAAACAGACAGAAAGUUGACGAUUUGAAUAUUAGAUUAUUUUCGAAAAUGUUUGGCUAUUAUGUUAUUUAAAAUAAAAGGUAUGGAUAUUAAAUUGUAUUUAAAAAAAAAAACAGGGAAAAGCGGCGAAUUGCAUGUGACACUGCACCUUUCCUUCCCAACAGCUCCCACUUUCCUCUCCCUUAUAUAAUACCAGCUUCCCGCACCAGCAGCGCAACAGAAACCUACAGAAAAGCCCCCCCUCCAAUUUAGUGGGUGAUCAUUCGUCUCCGUUUCUCGCCACCUGUCUCUCUGUUUUAAUCGCUUCGCCGGAAACAGAGACCAAAAAUGAUGGAGGCGUGGAGGAAGAAGGCCGGGUCGGCGUGGGAGAGGACCAAGCGGGCUCCGGGGCUGGCAUGCCGGAAAAUGUGGCAAGUCGGAAAGGACGAUCCCCGGCGAGCAAUUCACGCCGUGAAAGUCGGGCUAGCACUCACUUUAGUCUCCAUGCUCUAUCUUCUCGAGCCCCUUUUUGAGGGUAUCGGCCAGAACGCCAUUUGGGCCGUCAUGACCGUCGUCGUCGUCCUCGAGUUCACCGCCGGGGCGACGCUAUGCAAGGGGCUGAACAGGGGAUUGGGCACAAUCAUGGCGGGAUCACUAGCUUUUCUGAUCGAGUUCGUCGCCGAGGAAACAGGGCAAGUGGGCCGCGCCAUCUUCAUCGGUUGUGCGGUCUUCAUUAUUGGGGCGGCCGCUACUUACUUGAGGUUCUUACCGUACGUGAAGAAGAACUACGACUACGGAGUCGUCAUUUUCCUCCUCACCUUCAAUCUCAUCACCGUCUCCAGCUUCCGAGUCAGCAACGUCAUGAAGAUCGCUCACGAGCGACUCAUCACCAUCGCAAUCGGCUGCGGAAUCUGCCUCUUCAUGAGCUUAUUGGUCUUCCCCAUAUGGUCGGGGCAGGAUCUCCACAACUCCACCGUCAAUAAGCUUCAAGGACUCGCCAGGUCCAUCGAAGUUUGUGUCGAUGAGUACUUUAGCGAUGAAGCUGUGACAGAGGUUAGAGAAGAAGAGAGUGACGAUGAGGACAAGUCAUGUGACGAGGACCCGAUCUACAAAGGUUACAAGGCAGUUUUGGACUCGAAAUCAAUCGACGAGGCUCUGGCAUUGUACGCCAGUUGGGAGCCUAGGCAUUCCAGGCACUGUCGGUAUCCAUGGCAGCAGUAUGUCAAAGUUGGAGCGGCUCUUCGUCGCUUCAGCUACACGGUCGUAGCACUCCAUGGGUGCUUACAGACGGAAAUCCAGACGCCAAAAUCCUGUAGAGCACUAUUCAAGGAUCCGUGCAUCCGGCUGGCCAGUGAGGUGUCCGGGGUGCUGAUGGAGCUAGCGACGAGCAUCCGAAACAGGCGACACUGCUCCCCGGAGCUGCUCGCUGACCACCUCCACGACGCCCUGCAGGACCUGAACAAGGCGAUCAGGUCCCAGCCCAGACUCUUCCUAGGCUCCAACUGCAGUCAGGCCAGCAACAUGCUGGCCGUGGCUGCAGCACAAGCCCGCCAGGAGAAAGAGCGUGAGGCGGCGGCAACAGGAGGAGGAGGAGGAGGAGCGUCGUUGUUGUUGUCGAGCGCCAAGACGGACACAUCGGCACUGAGGGAGUGGAAGAAGACGAGGAGCAAGAAGGAAUUAUAUACCGAGAGGAAGGUGCUUCGGCCACAACUGAGCAAGAUCGCGAUGCUGACGUGCAGCCUCGAGUUCUGCGAGGCGCUGCCAUUCGCAGCGUUCGCGUCGCUGCUGGUGGAGACGGUGGCCAGGCUGGACAGCGUGAUGGAGGAAGUUGAGGAGCUAGGGAGGGUGGCUGGCUUCAAGGAGUACAAACGUGAUGAUGAUGAUGAUGAUGAUGUGGUGACCGUGAAAUGUGAGACGCCUAGAGUUGAUGUUUGUCACAAUAACUUGCCCUCACAUGGAUUAGACUGAUUGAAUGGAUGGUUGAUUGAUUGAUUUGUUUUUUGGGUUGGUUUGGUAUGUGUAUAUAGUUGCAGACACAGAAGUAAUAUUGUAUUAUUAGUUAUUGGUCUUUGUCUGCUGACAUAUAUGUAGCAACCUUAAAGCUAAUAAUCAAUUGGGGAGUCUAUAGCUUUCUGAUGGGAAAAUUUUUAGACAGAUCACAGAUCAGAGAUUGAUUAAACAAGGGUUUUGGAUAAAGGAUAGUGGUGAUGGUAUGGAAUUGGGCCUCUUUGUGGGGUAAUAUCCUUCAUAUUUAAUGUUCUUUGUUACAUGUAACUCAUGGAGUUAAUGUACAUAAUCCAAGAAAGACAUCUGUGAAAUAGAGAUUAAGGUGUGGCGGCGUAGGCAAAGAAGGAAAAAAGAUAGCAGGAGAAAAAAAUAGGGCCCAACCGGGUUCGAACCGGUGACCUAUUGAUCUGCAGUCAAUUGCUCUACCACUGAGCUAUGGACCCAUUUGAUGUUAUAUAUAACCCCAUGCUAUUAUUCGUUCUUUAACGUUAAUCUCUACGUCGCUAAUUUCUGUUCAGCGACCAUUAUGGGCCCAAAAUAACUGCGAGAUUAUGUAAAACAUAUUUUUCCUGAUCAUAUUACAACGGUUGGGCCUCAGAUUUGGAGAGCUCAUGCGCUACUUAACGCGCAUAUUGCGAGUCACUGGCCCAAUAGCAUUGAUGUUGUCGCCUAGCUUUUACUUUUGAUCAUGAAUAGACCAGCCACGUAGAAAAGAGAUUUUCUUCUCUACAAAAAAAAAAAAAACUAAUUAUUCAUAAUAAAUAAAUAAAUAAUUA